AUGGAAAUAAACGAAAACAAAAAGAAUUUAGCGAAACGUGGCGAGAUUUUGGUGGUAAACGGCCUGUCGAAAAGUUCCGACGGAACGAUCAACUCGUCCUUGGAACAUAAAGAUGAUCCAUACAUCGGAAACUAUCGGAAUGGAGAUGAAGAAUUAUCGUUGGAGAGAGGGGAAUCAUCUAGUUUUCAUCCAUCUGACGAGUACGGUGCAAUGAGUAUGGGAGACUACGACGACGAUAGUGACGAUGCAACUUUACCGAAAAAAGAGUCGACACGGCAGAAGUUUCGCCGUUUUCGACACAAGGAAUACCAAUGUGAUGAAUGCGAUCGCAUGUUCACACUCAAACACAAUCUCCAAAACCAUUUUGUCCAGUACCAUAUGGGAUGUAAAACGUUGCACAAGUCAUGUCCUUCUUGUAAGUGCACUAUAUGCGGAAAAAUUUACUCCGCAGCAUCUGUUCUUGCUGAACAUAUGAUGAGUGAACAUGGUAAACAUAUGGAUCACUUUGAGUGCUCGCAAUGUCAUGAACAAUUUCUGACUCAAGCUGGUCUUCAGAAGCAUAUGAAACUGCACCUUCAAUCGAAAAAAUCGUGCCCCUACGAGGAAUGUUUUGGUUUGAAGUUCAAAAACAGCCGAGAGCUCCACGAGCACGUGCGCCACGAGCAUAAACUUAAAGAGCUGUCGUGCUCUGUGUGCAGUGCGGUGUUCCGACAGCUGUCGGCCAGGAUUAAGCAUGAGGAGGGGCAUGAGAAAGAUCUAGCAGACGGAGGGCAAAGUCGGUGCAGAACACGAGAGAGAAGAGCUAAGUGCGAUGAAGAUCUCGUGAAGCGAGAACUAGAUUCUCCAUCACCACCACCACUCAAAUGUCGAAAGGUUUACAGUCCUCAAUUCGAGGCAGUGCCUAUCAGAAAGAAGACGACAAAACGACUGACAAAAGCCGAGAUUUUGGCGAAAAUCAAGUAA
Caenorhabditis remanei is the source of this 963-nucleotide messenger RNA. RefSeq lists its product as uncharacterized. Gene Ontology annotation, biological process: regulation of transcription by RNA polymerase II. The coding region runs from base 1 to 963 and encodes 320 amino acids. The transcript has 9 exons. Gene Ontology annotation, cellular component: nucleus. Gene Ontology annotation, molecular function: RNA polymerase II transcription regulatory region sequence-specific DNA binding; DNA-binding transcription factor activity, RNA polymerase II-specific. Lineage: Eukaryota; Metazoa; Nematoda; Chromadorea; Rhabditida; Rhabditidae. The record is from RefSeq and is a predicted model, not a curated record.